AUGGUUCGGUUUGAUUUACUAGCAAAAAGUCACGCGAUUUCAUUGAACCAAUUUAGUUCGAUCACAUUGGACCGGUUUAGUUCGAGAAUCUCUGCGUGGCCUGAAGUGAUAACAUUCAUUAUUCACCGUGAGGAAGAGAUCGGCAAAUCAGAACUUAAAAGCCAUCUCUCGCCGGAAAAUUUCCUCUAUCUUCGAGCCGCUUUUGCUGUUUUAUUUCCGUCGAAGCUUUUCGUUUUGUCUAAUUUAAAAUUUGUAGCCAUGGAUUCGUUGGUUCGAAUCCAGGGUUUCUGGAGGAAACACAGAAGGAAGAUUUUGGUGACGACGACUUGUUUGGGAAGUGGUUAUUUGCUAUACAAACUAUACAAUGCCCAUACUCGUAAGCUCGCUGACUUGGAACAAGAGCUUGCUAAGGAGCGUGAGAAUGACGAAAUCAUCAAAACCCAAAUGAAGGUCCAUUUCGAGAACAUUCAGAUGAUCGCCGAUACUGCAACAUUGCCUCACGCAAUGCAUCACUUGAGUAGCCGUAUAGUUGAGGAGAUCGAUGUCUCUAGUAUUAUGGAGAAGCUAAGCAAAGGAAAGGGAAUGUUGAGUGCUACUGAGAAGCUUCAACUCUGGAAUGAGCUCAAAAUUUUGAGUUUCACGAGGAUGGUUUUGUCGCUGUGGUCAGUCACUAUGCUUAGUUUGUACAUUAGAGUUCAAGUCAACAUAUUGGGCAGACAUUUAUAUAUCGACACUGCUAGAGGUCUUGGCAGUUCCCAUUUACUUGAAGAGUUAGAUCUCAUAGAUAGAGAUGACGAACAAAAGUUUUUGACAAGUGCUGAUUAUCUUGCAACCAGUGGCAUGCCUAGUUUGAUUUCUAAUAUGAAGAGUGCAGUGAAAGAAGUUCUUAAGGGCAAGCAGUUAAAGGAUGUUUUAACCACAAGAACUCUCCAAGAAACCGUGAUCCGGAUUCUCGAUGUGUUUAUGAGCACUGGAAGUCCACAUCACUGGGUAGAUUAUUUAAUGAUGGCCCAAGACACAACAAUGCUUCCAAGAGACAACACCACUGAUGUUUCCUCUUCUUAUGCAACUGUCUCCAAGUUUCAUCAACUCAUAACCGAGACACGGGAAGUACUCACAAGCACUGAUUUUACAAAUGUAGCAGAGAUCUCACUCAAGUCUUGUACCGUUACAUUAGUUGAGGAGAUUGAAAAGCUGGCCGGUUUGGCCACGGGGAUGCAAUUGGCUAAGCUAUUACCACAGAUUGAGAAGACAAUACCGGAGAUUUCAGCUAAACCGGACAAAAACCGGUUCUUGCAACUCAUCCGAGAUUUGCCUGAAGUUCAACUCUUUUUCACUCUUUUAUACGCAAACAUGCCUCAGUAA
Arabis nemorensis is the source of this 1365-nucleotide messenger RNA. The record is from the annotation of a GenBank genome assembly. NCBI's taxonomy places the organism in Eukaryota, Viridiplantae, Streptophyta, Magnoliopsida, Brassicales, Brassicaceae.